Molecule: messenger RNA, 492 nt
Organism: Aspergillus campestris IBT 28561
Lineage: Eukaryota; Fungi; Ascomycota; Eurotiomycetes; Eurotiales; Aspergillaceae
Product: PaaI family thioesterase
Exons: 2
Coding region: 1-492 (163 amino acids)
Molecular function (GO): fatty acyl-CoA hydrolase activity
Source: RefSeq, a predicted model, not a curated record
AUGACCACCUCAACCAUGGCCCGCCCCGCCAGGAAACUAGACGAGUUCGAAGAACUAGUCUACAUGUACGCCGCGCGCAUGGGUCCCCACGAUGAGAGUCAAGAGCAACAUGCGCUUCGAAUCCGCGACAAAAGGGCCCCCGCCCAAGUCUCCUUCCUCUUCAGCAUCGCCCCCAAAAUGUGCAACUUCCUGGGCAACCUGCACGGUGGAUGCGCGGCGACGCUCGUCGACGUGCUCUCCACCGUCAUCCUGAUGGGCGUGUCCUCGCCGGGCCAGUUCUCGCUGGGCGGGGUGAGUCGCAAUCUCAAGAUUACGUAUCUGAGGCCCGUGCCGAGGGGUACGGAGGUGAGGCUGACUUGUGAGCUUGUUCAUGUGGGCCGUCGGUUGGCGCUGUUGAGGGCGGAGAUUAGGCGCGUUGAUAAUGGGAAUCUUUGUGUUGUUGGGGAGCAUGAGAAGGCGAAUACGGAUCCGGAGGUUGAUCAGAGGAUUUGA